UCCGCUCUCUUAGUGCCGAGUCUGAUGCCGAUAACAUCGACGAGAGACUAGAGUCAACUAAUCAUCUGUUAAUGUCUUUCUCUCCCGGUAAAUGAGUUCAAGGUCCAUAUACCGAAGGCUUCGCUCAUGAGAUGAGCCGCAGUAUCAAUCUUGUGCCCGUCCAUUCCUUACCAGCAUAGAGGCCGCCGCUCUAGGCAAUUGUCAUCGUCAUGGAGAGUCACUCAUUCUCGGUUCUGUUCAUUGCGCUUAGUUUUCUUCAAACAUGUCACUCAUUCAAUCUCUACCCAGCCAUCAAUGGUGAUAAGCUCGCCAAGUCACUGAACGUCACAUCAGACUGCAUUACAGCACUAAAUCAAACUAUCCCAGAAUGUGACCAGACGUUACUGCAGAUGACGAUGAACCUGGAGAACUACUGGUGGACCGAUGACAACCUCACGGCUGUCUGCGACUCAGGCUGUGCUGAAGCCGUUGGAUCGUGGAAUUACAAUGUCUCUGACCCCUGCUUCGAGCAGACUUUCACAGCAUAUGGAAAGCUUGUACCCAUUUGGACGGUCACUGAGCGUGUUGUUGACAAUCUCAUCUUCGCCUGUUUGCCAUCUCGAUCCGACAAUUACACGUACUGCCUCACAGAAUCCCAGGAGUGGGUCGGAGCCGAUGUGUUGCGGGUUGACUGUGAUGCCAAUCCCUCAGAUCCCACUUGCGGCGGCAACUCCACGGACAUCCCCGAGGCAAACGUUCGUCUGGCCAACCUGUACGAAGACGAUAUUUUGUGCAAUGAUUGUUUCAUCAAUCAGCUUUACACUCGCCUCUCGUCCAUCUUCCUGCCGGACACCGACUACUCGGAGUAUCUCGCAGACCAAAUUUAUGAUAUCCAAGAUGUCUGCAAUAAAACAAUUCCCGACUUCACUAUUGCACUGCCUUGGAAUUAUGAGACUGCAGCGCCCCUAUCUUCCGUAAACGUGGGAUCUUCGACGACUGCCGUGGCUACUGCUACCAGUUCCACAACCGCUGCUACGACCACGUGCGCUGGUCAGACGCUUGGUUCUGCUUCUGCAUCAAAGAGGAAUAAUGCGUUGGACUGGAUCAAAAGAUCUACACCCGGUUUGGAGCCUAGGGCAUCGUCAUGCGAUGACUUGUCAUCUCAGUACGGCGUGAGCACCGGCGCACUUCAGUGGUUCACCAACAGUGAUACCUGUGCUGUCUCUGGCUCGGUUUGUCUGCCACAGCGGUGCACACUGCAGAAGGUUGGAAGCAACGAGACUUGUGCGAGCAUUGCAGCAUCCAUCGGCGGUGACACUACUAUUGUGCAGUUUAAGAAGUGGAACACGUACAUCCUCGGACUUUGUGACAGUCUUACUGAGGGCCAGUGGGUAUGCAUAAGUUCUCCUGGCGUCAAUGCUACUUACACUUUGCCAGCACCACCCUUAGGCACAGAGGCCAAUGCCGGGAACCAACAACGAGGAGGUGCUGGGGGCAUCGUAUCGGUCACGACGACCGCAACAGACAUUGUCAACCCUGUUUCAGGAGGAACAGCCCCUAGCCCAACUCAAGACGGGCUUGUCACCAACUGUAACAACUACGCCAGUGCUACUGCCGGAGACGGCUGUGAAGCGUUUGCCACGCGUAAUUCGAUCGUACCAGCUCAGCUCUAUGCAUGGAACCCUGUCCUUGGCACUGCUGGUUCUGAAUGCUCAACCGCCCUAUGGGCUAGUGAGUACUACUGUAUCGGCACGUGGAAGCCAACCCAGACUUCUGCCGUGACUGCCCCGGGCCCAACUCAGACUGGAAUUACGUCUAGCUGCAACAAGUACGCAGAGGCAAUCUCCGGUGACGUCUGUAGCGUCUUUGCCUCUCGCAACAACAUCACAACCGCUCAGCUCUAUGCUUGGAAUAGCGUGCUGGGGGCCAGCGGAGAGAACUGCGCGGGUUCCAUGUGGGCGGACGAGUACUACUGUGUUGGUGUUUCUGGAUCAUCAUCCGCAGCGACGACGACACAAGCAACUACAGCCACUGCUGCGGUCUCGACGACUGCGACCCAGGUCACAGCCCCAGGCCCAACCCAGACCGGCAUCGUGUCGAGCUGCUCCAAGUUUGCUAAGGCGCCGUCUGGAGUUGUCUGCGGCGACUUUGCAAGCAGCAACAGCAUUUCGACUGAUCAGCUGUACGCCUGGAACACAGUUCUCGGUACCAAUGGAGAGAACUGUGCGUCUUCAAUGUGGGCCAACGAGUACUACUGCGUUGGGAUCACUGUGGCUGCUCCGGGUCCGACGCAAGAUGGCAUCAACUCAAACUGUGCUCGCUACGCCGAAGCACCUUCGGGUGCGACUUGCACCACGUUCUCAAGCGCUAAUGUAGUUACGUUGGCUCAGUUGUAUGCAUGGAAUCCAAUUUUGGGGACGAGUGGAGAGAAUUGUGCCUCAAAGAUGUGGGCAUUGGAGUACUACUGUAUCAGCAUCACGAAGUAGAUUUAGAACGCCCCCUUUUUUGCUAUAAGAAGAUCAAUACCCUAAGUCCAAUGAUUGCUAUGAGG
This is a messenger RNA of Colletotrichum phormii, 2530 nucleotides long. RefSeq lists its product as uncharacterized. The record is from RefSeq and is a predicted model, not a curated record. Lineage: Eukaryota; Fungi; Ascomycota; Sordariomycetes; Glomerellales; Glomerellaceae. The transcript has 7 exons. The coding region runs from base 210 to 2465 and encodes 751 amino acids.